This is a messenger RNA of Sporisorium graminicola, 1074 nucleotides long. RefSeq lists its product as uncharacterized. Gene Ontology annotation, cellular component: cytoplasm. Gene Ontology annotation, biological process: N-acetylglucosamine metabolic process. The record is from RefSeq and is a predicted model, not a curated record. Lineage: Eukaryota; Fungi; Basidiomycota; Ustilaginomycetes; Ustilaginales; Ustilaginaceae. The coding region runs from base 1 to 1074 and encodes 357 amino acids. The transcript has a single exon.
AUGGCAGCCAGCAGCAACACACCGGUGCACGUCGGCGACCCACUAGUGGCGCUGCACCUGCCGUCGUACGUCGACGACCGGGCGCCGGGGAGCUACUUCCCCAACCCGCGCGCCGAUGGACCCUCGGCCUUCAUGACGUGGGCCUACGUCAUCCGCGUGCUGUCCCAUGGCGAUCUGGACCAGCUGUUUCGCGAUCCGGUCUGCGAUACCGCCUACCGCGCGUUUGCGCCGUCGGUGCGCGCGCAGUACGAUGGGCUGGAAAACUACAUCCGCACCGUGCGCCUCGGGUGGCCCGCCGAACAGCACACGGGCCCCGCUGCACCCAACAUGCUCGACCGCCCCGCCAAAGACCCGCUCUCCAUCCUUGGCGCUGCGGCUGCUGCGGCUGGAGGCGCUUCGGGAGUCAGCACGCCCAACGGCACGCGUCUGCCGGUAGAAGCGGUACGGGAGACAUGGCCGGAGAAGGUACUGCCGCAUCCGUUGCGGCCGGGGAUUGUACUGCGCCACUUUGUCGAGGAUGCAGAUCGCGCUGGCGAGGCGGGCGAGAGCUUGGUCAAGACCAUCCCGAACGACUGGCCGUACGGUAUUCCGGCGGGGAGCACACACUGGGUCGUGUGGUCCAAGCUGCCCAUUCUGCACCCUUCGCUCUUCUCGACUCCGGACACUCCGUUCGACGAGUCGAUGCGUGAGGAGCUCUACAGCUGCGUUACGGGCGAUGGCAUCCGCGGCUUCACUGGCUUCGUUCCUGCCGACCACCCAACAUACGUGUCGUGGAGCGGAGCCGACAAGCCGCGCGUCGUCGAGAUCCUCGGCUCGUACUCGCAGGCCAAACUUGCGGCGCAGGACGCGGAUGCCCAGGCGCCCAAGCACGUGCUGACCAAGGAGCGCAUCAGCCAGGCCCACGCCUGGGCCUCAAGGCAUGUCACGAGGUAUAUCGAGGCCCAGUGGCCAAGCGACAGGUUCGUCACCGCGUGGUUCUGCAACCCCCCCGCAUUGCGCACUGUGCCCGGGUUGAGCCAUUUUCAUGUCAUUGUGAGGGAGCGCGCUGCCACACCAGACCUGCAGUCGAGCUGA